Molecule: messenger RNA, 504 nt
Organism: Leptosia nina
Lineage: Eukaryota; Metazoa; Arthropoda; Insecta; Lepidoptera; Pieridae
Source: the annotation of a GenBank genome assembly
AUGUCGCUCGUGCCUUACUGGUUGCGCCAUUUGAGGAACUUGGCUUACCGGGAUCCCGUUAUUAGAGCUCUAGAAGACCCGUUCUCGGUAUUCUCUAAGGAUCCAUUUUUCCGGGACCCAAUUAAAUACAUCAGGCAAGUGACAGAACCAGUCGAUCGCGAUCACCAUGGGAUCGAAGGUGUCUUCUCCGAUUCCGAGGUAAAAGCUGAUGGGAAGAAAGUAGAAGUACAUCUGGAUGUUCAGAAUUUUAAACCGGAACAGAUACAGGUGAAGACAGUCGGAAACGAGAUAAUGAUUGAAGGAAAGAAGGAAAUAAAACGUGAGGACGGCUGGACAAGAAGCCACUUCGAGAGACGGUUCUUGCUACCUGAAGGCUUCCCACCAGAACGGGUUGAGUGUCAUCUUGAUAAAGGUAAACUGAAGCUGGUGGCGUUUAGGUCGGAGCCCUUGCAAGAAAGAACCAUUCCGAUUCAAGAUAAAACGACAGAUACUGAGAAAUCGUAA